Messenger RNA from Ramularia collo-cygni, 2346 nucleotides. RefSeq lists its product as uncharacterized. The coding region runs from base 1 to 2346 and encodes 781 amino acids. The transcript has 2 exons. The record is from RefSeq and is a predicted model, not a curated record. NCBI's taxonomy places the organism in Eukaryota, Fungi, Ascomycota, Dothideomycetes, Mycosphaerellales, Mycosphaerellaceae.
AUGGCGACCGGAAGUGCCGCAGACCCGCAGACUCUGGUUCUGAGUGCUCUGGCAGACAAGUUCCUCACUCGAAAUGACCACUUGACCUUCAGGAGCUGCGCGAAAUUGAAUGCCUCACUGGAUAAAGUGCUUCCACGUCCAUCCGGUCAAUCUUCCAGCGCCACUUUCGAAAAUGCUGACCGCCCGGGCACUUUCCAGUAUAUGCUCAGCACACACUGCUCGAUUCUCGCUUGCAGUGUUGAAGUCUGCGCUGUCGUCGUCUCUGGCGCGCAACUGGGACCUCCAGACGAGAAUGCCGACGUGGUCAACAUCAAAGACCCGCGCAUCGUAAUCGCCGCUGCUUCCGACCAAGAUGACUACAAGAACCCGAAAAUCCAGGAAGAUGGGCUUGAGCACAAGGUGACGCUGUCCAAAUUUGAUGUGACCGGUGCCGACGCCCCGCCAGAGGAUGUCGUCGCCGCUCUGGUGAAGGACCUCAUCGCAGAUGAAGGGGUCAAAGGCGCCUUCCAGCAGGGUUUCAAUAAGCAUGUUCGCACCUAUUUCCAAUACCUGCGAGCAGUUCAUUCAGCCAGUACCAAGGAGAUGCACACAGCGUCUGUGAGGCGUCUUCGAGACUACGUGUACGCAAAGUCGUACCCGAAGAUGCUGUCCCGCUUCGCCGCUGGAAGCAAGAAGGGUCGAGACGACCGMACGGCCAACUUCUGGCAAGUCUUGAUGCAUGAGCUCAAAGACCUACCUGAACACGCACGCAGUAUUGCGAUGCCAGCAGAUCUCGCCGAUAAAAAGCCAAACGCAGCCCAAAUCAGCCUCAUCAAGAUGGCCUUUGCUCGCGUUGACUAUGUCGACUUCUUCACGAAAUGUUCAGUUUACCGAACUCACGUGGACCGCCUGCGAUUCUCGCAAAUGCUGCGCGGCUUCUUGGUUCGAGCGAAAACUGGACUCGAUCGCCUUGCCACUUCCAUGGAAGCUGUGACCUCCAAGUCCAAGCCUAUCUCGGAGAUCAUAUCCGCCGUGAACUAUGCCCGUGAUGGGAUGAUUGUGUUGCUCAACUUCCUCGACGCUUUUGACGUGUUUCUUGAGCCACACCUGGAAUGGCUUGCUGAAUGCGCCAACGUGACCGACUUCAAGGAACCGCCAACGUGGACUGUGCCAACAGUUGCAGAAACACCCAGUCAGAGCCAGAAGAAGCCCGAAGCUACUGGGUCUGAAGAAUAUCCUGAUGCGGAGACGAACGAGAUCGAGGAGGAAGAUGAUGGUACAAAGGAGUUCUAUCAAGCCCAAGAUAUCGUCAAUGGGAUGAGCACAUCUCGCCAGUAUCAGGCCUGGGCUUCGGCAUGCAAGAAUUUCCUUCGACUUCCAUGCCUGCACGAGCUUUCUCUCCGACGGGCGACGAUUGCUGUCCCAGGUCGCAAGACUGGAAGCCAGAAGUACGAAUCGGCGCUGGUGGAGCAAGCAGAAAUAACCGUCGUCAAUUUCGAGAUCAAUGCUUGGGACAAGGAGAUUGCGAAGAUCGACAAGGAUUUCAUCGCAAAGCUCCAGAAGUUUGAGCCGGACUUGGAUGUGAAGAAGCUUCUGGGCAAGGACAAGAAGGAUCUGGGAUAUCUCGGAGAUCCGAAGAUUGUUGGGUCGGGCAAGCUCAUCCAGCAUUCCAACCCAAACAUCAAAGGCGCGCCACACUGCGAGAUGAUUCUCAUGAGUCUCAUUGCCAUCGCAAACGACAAGGAGAUUAUGAGUCACAUCGACGACAAGUGGUUGAAGCACAAUGGUAUCUUUGCGACCCAGGAGGAUUUGCUCGAUCUUCCUAACGUCAUGAACAUGGUGGUGGUGUCGAAGAAGAAUUGUCCACCUUGCGAGAAGACUCGCCUCCAAAUGUCGAAAUCUGGCAUCAUACACCGAGACUUCAUCGCCCCGGGCUUCCACAACAAAUGGUCCGGUGUAAUGCUACCAGCAAUCAUGCCCAAGAAGCUUGGGCAAUCUGUUGUGGAGUCUACCAAGCGUGAGACGGCCCAGAAACUGCUUGCGUUCCAGAAGCGCGUUGACGACCAAGCGGCUAAGCUGAAGCAAAAGGAGAGUCCGCAGUCCGAAGAGCACGACAUGUCGCCCGAUCACUUCGCCGUUGUUGAGAAUCCCGAUCUUGAAGUGGAGAUUGACAUUGGUGAUUUCGAAGCUUGCAUGGAAGCGGAGAAUGCUAGGCAGGAGCCUGAGCCAGACACGCCAGACCUAUCCAUGGCGGAAGAAGAAGGUUCACAGGCUCCCCAAUCUACCUUGCCGCAUGGAAUGAAGAGAGAUGAGCGUAACUUCACCACUGAGACCCAAGGUGAUCGGAAGAGGGAGAAGGAUGAUUAG